Molecule: messenger RNA, 723 nt
Organism: Aspergillus puulaauensis
Lineage: Eukaryota; Fungi; Ascomycota; Eurotiomycetes; Eurotiales; Aspergillaceae
Exons: 3
Coding region: 1-723 (240 amino acids)
Source: RefSeq, a predicted model, not a curated record
AUGUUAACCAGGGCUCAGGGCCUCUUCGCCUGCCAGAUUCUGAACUACCCCUUCAUUGUGACCCCUGCAAAAAUCUCAAUCCUCCUCUUCUACAACCGGAUCUUCAGCACUUCCAAAUUUCGCGUCCUAUCAUACGCCGUAGCGUCCAUCGUGUUAGGCACCGGUGUUGGCGUCCUGCUUUCGGCCAUCUUGCAAUGUUCGCCGGUGCAGUUCGCCUGGGAUAAGAGCAUAAAGGGGGGAAGGUGCUUCAAUCAGACUGCGUUCUUCCGAUACGUCUCGCUUCCGCAAAUCUUAACAGAUGUGGUUAUCUUGGUCAUGCCGCUUCCGUUUGUUUGGAAACUGCAAACACGGAUGACGCAGAAGGCUGCGCUGACAGGAGUCUUCCUGCUCGGAGGGCUCGGAGCCGUAGCGAGCAUCCUCCGCAUGACGAUCUUCUUCCAAGAGGAAAUCCUAGGUGAUCCAACUUGGGUCUCCGUCAAUCUAGGCAUAUGGUGUGUCCUGGAAUCCGCCAGUAUAAUAAUCGCUGCCUGCCUCCCGCCAGUAUGGCCGUUGCUGGUACGGAUACUUCCCCAAAGACGCACAAGGAGGAAGCGGGAUGCAUCCAAGCGGUCAGGGCAAUCGGGUGAAGUACCGGGAGAUAUUCCACUAAAGCGCACGAGCAAUGGGUUUUCGCGAUUGGGAGAGAACGAUGGCAACCAAGGCAAAUUGACUGGAAACACAUGA